CAUCAAGCUUCGCCUCACCCUCGCACACCUCCCGUGUUUCUGCUACACCCCGCGUUGUUGUCAAUCGACGGCGCGCAAGAGUUUUUGUUUUCGUGUUUGCGUGUUGCCGUGUCCGGCAAAGCCAUGAAGAUUCGUUUACGUCGCUACUAGGUUGCACCAGGAUCUUCUGAGCAUGGCAAAAAACAGGAUGGUUACGAAACACUGCCCCAAAUGCGAACAACAGGUGCCCGUGGCGUGCAAGAGCUGCCCGUGCGGCCACGAGUUCUUCGCGAACCGCAAGUCGCGCGGCGUGUCCGAGCAGAGCAGCCAGCGGCCCCGGCGACGCACCGAGCGGGUGCGCAAGGAGCGCCAGAGCUACCUGACCGCGCUGGUGCUCGAGCAGCGCGCCGCCGCAGCCCGGGCCAAGCGGGCGCGGCGCAACGGCAGCCGGCGCGGACGGCCGCCCGCCAACCGCAGCUCGUCGCACGACUCCGGCGACGAGGCCCGCAAGCUGAACCGGCCGAGGUGCGGGCCCGCCAAGCCGGCCAAGCCCGUCGAACCUGAAAUGCCCGACGAGGAAGAAGAAGACGUGUUCGCCAGCUGCACCCAGGAACGCCUCGAGCUUUACGCCACCAUCCUGGCCGACAUCAACCGCAAGCUCAACUCGCAGCUCUUCCAUCAGCAGCUUUUAUGAUGGCCGGAAACCGCAGGACUUUCGCAGUUUACCCUUACCUUUACUUCGCUAUUCGACACCGCCGUGUUGUUUCCGUGCCGUUCAGUAGUCUGCGCCGCAGCGACCCGGUGGCGUCAGCACGUGGUGGGCGGGCCACCCACCUUUCGUUGGUGUCGCACUUUGGCCGGGGUGACGCACGCAGUGGUGCGCUGUAAGAUACUGCGCGCGUUAUAAAUAAGCGUAUGAUAUGUGUGCGGGGAGGGUGAGGCCCGCCGCGGUGCCGCAAAUCCCAUACUUCCGAGUCACCGCUAUACCGUGGACCACGGCCAAAGAAAGCUACGUGGCCCGCUGGUGAGCGUAUAGUUGACCUCAAAAUCAGCACCGUCCUAAAUAUUCGCGACAGCCUCGGUCGGGACCACGGCCCAGAUAAUGUAACGGUUCUGUUGCAGUCCUUUUUCGCGUUUCGUCAAAGGUCCGAGCGGUGCACCACCUACGUUACCAAGACCGGUCAUUCACAACCAGUGGAUGAUAUGAAUAGAUUCAGCCAAAGGGGAACCGUCAACGUUAUACCAACCCCGAACCAGCGCCGCCUCGCUGCCAUAUGGGGUUGAAAUAGAGAGGGUAUGCAGAUUCUGUUAACUCGGUUGUUCGGCUCAAAAUGAGCCGUUGAGUAUAUGUAAUCUAGGAUGAGAAAGCCUGUCGACGACGCACGGGCAGCCAUCAGCAACGAUAUCUUUCGCUUUCAGCAACUGCAAGGUCACGAACGUCCCGCGAUGUCGGGUCAAAUUGCCGAUGCCUGUCACCACCGUUUACGAAGAGACUGUAUUGAGGUUGCUCAUGACUGGUGUCGCUCCAAGUUCAAACUUCUGUGAACAAAUGACAUGGGCGGACGAGCAACGACCACGGGAUUCUUCUCACGGAAUGCGGUGCUCCUGAUUGCGACUCGUUGCUACAGUGAGCACAUUUUGCGUUCGUCGUCAUUGUUGGUGAACGCUUGUGAACGUGGGCUAGCGCGCCGAGUCAACGUGCUGUACGUGGGUGCGUUAGAAUCUAUGGUUGGAUGUACGGCGUGUCUAAACGGUGUGGUUCGGUGACGCCUCUGUGAACGACGCAGCUUCUUUGGCGUUCUCUAUUGCAUGGUCGCCCUGAUGCUAUAUUUUCACGUCAUAUGUUUCACGUCAUAUGUUUCACGUCAUUGCAUUGUCUACGUUUUGUUAUCCCACCCUGGUCACAUUCUAGGGUUACGUAUAUUGUUGCAGCCAAUAUUUUGAGUUUUCGCUUUCUUUUUGUAAUCUAGCUACUUGGUACUUCAAACGGCUUUUUGUCAAGCAUGAGCGGUUUGAUUUGCCAAACAUGUUGCUGCUGUUUUCUGUACAUCUAAUUAACCAAGCACUAUAGUGAUUAUCGGCACUAUAACAGAAAAAUUCCAACAGAAAAAAAAAAUGAAAGGGAUCUAUAGCCUCGCAUGUUGCCAGAGUCGUUUGGGUAAACUGAAGAAACACUAUAGCUACAUGUCCUUGAGCUGGAAGUGCGGAAACAGUGUGCAAACCUACAUUCACUACUGUCAAAUGGGAAAACAAGGUGUAUGAGAUGACAUCUGGGGCAACAAAUUGAUGUGCUUGCUUCCAUCGCACAGCCUCCGAGAUCGGGUGACGCGCACGAUCGCGACCCGUCCGAUAUCGGAGACCAUGUUUGGCUUCUGACCCAACAUACCCACCCGCGAGCCUUAUCACUCAUAUUGCACACUUUUUGUUGUAGCUUAGGCCAGAUUAGCUGGGAUGGAAGACGCUGUUGCCUUUUCUCCGAAAAUACUAAUAAUAAUUAAACAAUCGAGGACCAGAGUGGUUGAAGAGCAGUGGCGUCUAUAUAUACUGAUCUUCCGCCGUCACGGACGGACAAAUGUACAAAACAAAGCGAGGCAUUGUUAAACGUUGAGGUCGUUUGCUGCAAUCACAGUUUGAAAUGCAUGUUAGCCUUCGUUGUUUUUGUUAUAAUUCUUUUAGAAUACCAUGGCUUCAGAAACUUCCUUGCAAUAUCCUGCGUGGACAGCGUUAGGGAUUUUCAUCAAUUUUGAUCACUGUUUUAUAUGAAAAAAUGGUGGCGGGACGUCAGUGAUAAACUCGAGCCAAUGUGUGUACGAAAAGUUAAACGAACCGAGUGGCACUUAUGCCAGGUCUCAGUGUUGUUCCCGCGCACUGCUGUGGAAGCUGCCGGUCUAGUCGGUGCGUAGACCGAGCCCCAAGUGACGCAGCCGCUGUUGUGAGCGUUCUCACAAAUACUCUCUAAGAUUUCCAUUCGGAAUGCAUCAUGUGUAUGCGGAGUCGUAGUUAUCGCAAGUUAAAAUCAAUUUGUCGAUCUGCUUCUAGCAGCAGUGAAGUUCGGUUUGGCUUGGUUUAUUUCUUCUAAUGGCGUGUAAGCCGUAAAAUAGUUUACACCCUUAAAAGCGAACGAGGGUGUAAAUAUGUCCAACUAGCACUUUCACACAAAAGGGGUGUAACGCUGUGAGUUGGACAGAUUUACACCCUUAUUCACAUGUAAGGGUGUAAAUCUCACUGUAACUCACACCGUUGCACCAUUUUUGUGUAAAGGUGCUAGUCUGUCAAAAUUACACCCUUAUUCACUUUUAAGGGUGUAAAUUAAUUUACAGUGUACAGACUAUGGGGGAUUGGCCAAGGCUCGGAUGGACUUAAAGUCGUUUAAGUCUGAGGCUGGCGCUUCGUUUCUUUUAAAUCGCGCCCAGCUUCCACAGCGGUGAACGCCACUAGCCAAAUGCUGCAAAGUGUACGAAUGUAAAGUGUAUGAGUCUGAAGCGGCACACUGUGCAAUACAGGGGCGGUUAUUACGAUUCUGUUCCUUCAUUCGAGCGGGAUGUACAGCGUUCAGUGGGAGCGGAUGACCGGGGCUAAACGUCACGCUCGCCGUGUUUAACUGUUUUGUAAUCUGCGCGUUGGAGAAGGAUUGUGAGAGUCUGUUGCUUGCUUGGACACCUCGGAUCGUGGUUUAAAAUUGAACCGCUCUGGAGAGGAACAGCCUCGUAGUACGGCCCCGUGUUCCGUCGCCUUGUUGUCUAGGAGCCGCACUUUUUCCCUCGCGGGAAGUCCUUUUUAUUUCCCUUUCUGUAUCUACCGUGCACGACCCUUUCCCUCAGUGAUGAAACUGGCCGUGACGCAGACUUGUGGCCACUUGCAGGUAAUUGACCAGUAGAGCACACUCAAAUACAUGUGCAGUGAAGUACAGAUAUUGGGUUUAAUAGAGUGAUAAUAGAGCAUCUCUGGAACCGCAUUAGUUCACGAAAUACCAGUACACCAAAUAGACACGUGCGCAGUGGUAGCGCCGGUGUCGCCAUCUUGUGGCUGACGUCACAGAAAUAUAAUUGCAGUAGUACCUAUUCACUGGUGCGAAGGCUUUGGUAGCAGCAAUCAUUAGCCUAUAGGGGAUAUCUUUUUUCUAAAAAAAAACUUUCUGCGAGAACCAUGACGAAGCAGAAAAACAUGAGAGCAUCACCAGGUGGCGCUACCAGCUCUGUUGGUGCAAGGAGCCUUACGCUGGUGCCGUCGACGUCUGUGGUGUUCUCGUAUUGCUGACAUGAUAGCAUCUAAUAACGCCGAACAGAGAGAGGAAGUCCUGCGCUGUGUUGUACUUUUCUCCCAUUCUGUGCUUGUAUGUGCUCAGUGCUGGUCGCAUUCCUGCGACAUACCAUUUGACAGAACUGUCCACUUUGCUGUGUGUGGCCAAGAGGGGGUGUUUGACUUGAUCGAUCAUUAAACGCUGACUGGUGACACCUGUAA
Messenger RNA from Dermacentor albipictus, 4440 nucleotides. Its product is annotated as UPF0547 protein C16orf87 homolog. Lineage: Eukaryota; Metazoa; Arthropoda; Arachnida; Ixodida; Ixodidae. The record is from RefSeq and is a predicted model, not a curated record.